Messenger RNA from Paramecium octaurelia, 888 nucleotides. Lineage: Eukaryota; Ciliophora; Oligohymenophorea; Peniculida; Parameciidae. The record is from the annotation of a GenBank genome assembly.
AUGACUGAUUUAAUAAAACAAUUAGAUGGCAUGUUCACAAGAGAACACCUAGAGAAAAAUAAAUACCUUCUAAAAAACUUGGAUCCAAAUUUGAAUCUACCAAUAGUGGCACUUCAAAAAGAAUACUCAUUAGCAAAGCAUACCAUUGAAGAAAUUUUGGGAGUAAGAUAAUAUAUUUAUAUGAUAGGCUUUGAAGCAAUGUAAAAAUUGCAAAUUGCAUGAAGGAUAUGUGACUCUCUUGAUACCUCCACACACAAAGAAUAUUAUAAUAAAUGAAAUCAGCUAAACAAAUGCAGAUUUCAAAGCUUACCUGAUUGAAAAAUAUCUGAAGAACGUUGAGUGUGAGAUAGCAUUUGAAGGCGGAUGUUGUAGGGUGACAUUUAAGGAUGAUGAAAUUGGAUUGAAGUUUUUAGAUUAAGCAGUGAAUGAUCCAAAAGAUCCAUUAAAGGCAUAUGUUGAACCAGAAAAUGUGUACUAAUCACUUACAAAGAGUUUGGGAUUCAACAAUUAAGCACAAUACUUAUAUCAAUACAGUAAUAGUGUAUAAGUAAUGUAGAUAACUAAAUGUUCUAAAAUUUAUAUAUAAGAAAGGCUUCAGAUGAUGUUGCAGGAUAGACUCAAGCUGAAAAAACUGCCAAACCAUAUUAUCCUCCUGUUCAAUAGCAAUAAUCAAAUCCCAGAAAAUAAUCAGGGUAAGAAAGAAAGGGAAGCGAGUAGGUCGAGCAUUAAGAUAAAAAAACAAAGACUCCAACAUCAGGACCCAAAGAAAUUUAUGUUGAAAAAUANUAAGUUGUUAAGAUAAUGUUAUCCCUUAAAACAAAUAAUGAAUUCAAAUUUGUAACUAUUAUUAUUAAGAUAUUAUUUUUUAGAAGGAUAAAUGUUCACUGA